Messenger RNA from Carassius carassius (crucian carp), 1855 nucleotides. RefSeq names its product sorting nexin-15-like. The coding region runs from base 102 to 1289 and encodes 395 amino acids. Lineage: Eukaryota; Metazoa; Chordata; Actinopteri; Cypriniformes; Cyprinidae. The record is from RefSeq and is a predicted model, not a curated record. The transcript is spliced from 8 exons. Gene Ontology annotation, molecular function: phosphatidylinositol binding.
GGAAGUAUCUGUUCCACACUGACAACAACAGUCCAAUCACUGCCCCUUCAUUCUGUCCCCAUAUUUAUAUUCCUGUAAAUUUAAACAUAUAAGUGACAGUGAUGUCUCGAAAAACCAAAAAAGAGGAAUAUCACCGCUUCUUCACUGUGACAGAUCCACGCACACACGAGAAAGGACACACGGAAUAUAACGUGACAGCAAGGUUUGUAUCAAAGACACAGCCGGCGAAUGUUAAAGAGGUUGUGGUGUGGAAGAGGUACUCAGAGCUGAAAAAAUUACAUGGAGAACUAGCGUACACUCAUAGGAACCUGUUCAGACGACUAGAGGAGUUUCCCCCUUUUCCACGAGCACAGGUUUUUGGGCGUUUUGAUGAGGCUGUGAUUGAAGAGAGGAGGAAAGCAGCUGAGGCCAUGCUGCACUUCACUACAAAUAUCCCUGCUCUGUACAACAGCCCUCAACUCAAAGAGUUCUUCAGGGGAGGAGACGUGAGAAGACCAAUGGAGACAGCUGCCAUUUCUCCAUCUCUUCCGCCGCCUCUCAUUCCCCUUCCUGAGAGGAACGCUGAGCUGUCGGCUGAAGAGGAGACAGGGAGAGAGGAUCCUAUCCAGGCCCAGGAGCUGGAGUCCAGCCAAAGACUGACCGAUCUAACCCAACCUGAAAUGGCAGUUGAGGCUCUCAGUGACAUGGAAAGCAGCCCCAUACAAGAAACACAAACAGAAAUACAAGGACUGACAGAAAAAGAGAGAGAGACUGACAUCACAACACAUAAGACUAAUGGCACAGACCAAUGCGCUGCUGCUACAGACACUACAACACCUGUCUCACUUGAAAUUCCCGGCUCUCCAGUCGACCAAUCAGAAGAGUUUGAUUCACUGUUUGACUUAGGAUUGGAUGAACAUUCAGACAAGGCCCCGCCUCCGCUUUCAGAUACAGACCUCGCUAUUUUUGACCCAUGUGCCAAAGAAGAUCAACCGUAUGGAUCACCCAGCCACGCUGAACUCCUGUCCGUUCCUCUAACCGCUCCAGAUGGGACGGAGUCUGCUGAAGAUGUGAGCUACAUGUACCAGGCCAAUGAAGAGCUGAAUGCUGCCAAGGAACGAGAGCAAGAGGGCGAAUACAGUACAGCAGUACAACGAUACAGGACGGCUGUUGAUAUAUUUAUGAAAGGAGUGCAAGGAGAUGUAGAUUUGAAGAGGAGAGAAGCAGUGAAGAGGAAGAUUGCUGAAAUCCUAGAGCAUGCGGAGAGACUUCUCUCCAUACAGACUCCCACUCACGAGCACAAUACAUAGAGAAACAAUUUAAACACACACGCACACAUACAUACCAACUCAAGCUUCAUCAAACCUGGGAUACCCAAGCACACUCCCACAUACAUACUCUCAUCAACCUGAGUUUUGACUAACACACACACACACACACACACACACACACAUAUAUUGAAACCACAGUUUCACUUAAGUGCAACUCGCCGGCCACCCACACAGUCAACAUACACACACACACACACACACACACACACACACACACACACACACACACACACACUAGACUCCCACACUUACCUUCCCGCUUACUCAGUUACACUUGUAGGAUAUGUCCAUCGGUACUAUACUCCCUGCAAUGUAAGACCACAACAACAGAGUUUUACUUCAUAUGACACUAUUUUAACUUAAUAAUCUGAUCCUAAGGAACUGGAAAUGGCUUUUAUUAAUCCAGUGGUUGAUCUGUUGUGUGUAUGAAGUUGUUAUGUUAUGUAAAUGACUGUUUUAAUGAAGACAUUUCCUUUUCAGUGAAUUCUGCCUGUUUUGUAAAUUAAAACUAAUUUAAUAUAUACAUUUUUAUUAUUAACAUGAAA